UGUGUGAGUUGAGCGGCGCAGGGAUCCAAGGGAGGCUCGCUGCCGCUGCCGCUGCUGCGUCCUGCAUCCGAUCUGCCUUGACUGCCUGCAAGACGGGUUGCCGGCUGCACGGGUAAAGGGAAGGGCGCAUCUUGCCCAUCUCUGAUUGUUUCUCGGUUAUGUCUUGUGUCUUGACGUGUGUCUGACCUUUACUUUUUUUCCUUUUACUUUCUUUCUGUUCCUUGCCGAUGGGACGACUAUUAGGUCGGUAUCCGUACUCGGUGCUGCUAAUCUGAUCCGGGCUGCUUGUGCCAGCUGCUUCAUCUUUUGCAUACACACACACACACACAUACUCUCUCCUCCUCCCUCUACCCCCCCUCUCUCGUUUUCUUCUUCUUCUUCUUCUUCUUUUUUACCUUUUCUUUUUGUUGGUCUACCAUUUCUUCUCUCUCUUCCCCACUUCAGGCGAGAAUAUGUGUGCUAGAGCCCCCUGUGUCGAUCACUUGUAAACCUUCGUGGCUGCCCAUCCUUCGAACCGCCGUUUUAGUCUUCUCCUCUUCUGCCGUUCUUCAUUCCUCCCUUCCACCCACCCCCCCAUAAGCCCACCGACCUAUCCUCUCUUCCUUUUUUUCAUUUCCAUAGAGGUUCCCAUUGUUGUCAAACAAACGCACAGCAAACGGUCGCGACUCGGUCUCGCCCCCGUCGUUUCUCGUCGUCCACGCAUCCUCACAUCACUACAAUCAAUACGCAGCUCCAACCGCCGUCGCCCCCGUUGCAAGGUCGGCUCUUCGACACUGGUCAUCUUGGGAGAGACGAACGAAAGAAGAAGAGGGGGGAAAAAAGCAAGAAAGAGAAAUCUGCCAUGUGCCGCCUCGUGCUCUUCGCGGGCACUUGCGUCCGCUGCAACGAGUCCCUCACCUGGGCCGACCUCUCGCAGCAGCUCUCGUGCCUCGAGGCCAAGAACUCUGAUAGCUUCGGCGGGUGCCGCCGCGGCGUCGACGUCGAGACCCACGCCUUCGACCAGGAGUGCGACGCCUGUGCAGGCGAGGACGAGGGCGUUGCCGGCAUGGACUCUGGGGGGCAGCAGUAUCAGCAGUAUCAGCAAUCAUUGGCUUCGUCGCUGUCGGCAGCCAGGAGCUCUGGCAAGAGGAGCGGCGGCGGCGGCGGCGGUAGGGAAGAGGGGGAGGGGGGAAAGAAGAAGAGGGCGAGGACGUGAGCGUUCUGCCAUCAAUGA
This is a messenger RNA of Colletotrichum destructivum, 1213 nucleotides long. RefSeq lists its product as uncharacterized. The record is from RefSeq and is a predicted model, not a curated record. The coding region runs from base 842 to 1195 and encodes 117 amino acids. Lineage: Eukaryota; Fungi; Ascomycota; Sordariomycetes; Glomerellales; Glomerellaceae. The transcript has a single exon.